AUGGGACGUGCUUUCUCUAAACUUAAUAAAAGAAACAAGCCUAUGGAUAUUCAAAAUACACAAACUGAAUUUCGAUACAUUAAUGGUAGAAGAUUUCAUAACGUGGAAAAUGCUAUGUAUCAUUUACCAAAUGAUGAAAAUGAAACAGAUAGAUUACAUUCACAGCAUUUCAUAUUAAGAUAUCUCUGGCAAAAUAACUUUUCUGCUCCUGUUGAUCAUAUAUUGUCUAAACCAGGUGCCAAAGUCCUCGAUAUUGGGUGUGGCGCAGGUUCAUGGGCUUUCGAUAUUGCAACCACAUAUCCGUUGGCUAAGGUUGUUGGAUUAGAUAUAUCUCCACACCAACCAACUAUGAUAAAACCUAAAAAUUUUGAAUUCGUUAUAGGAGAUGUUCACGAAAAAUUGCCAUUUGAUGACAAUACUUUUGAUUUUGUAUUUCAACGAUUUUUAGUAUUUGGCCUUAACAAAGAGAAGUUUCCACAAGUAAUGAAUGAGUUGGUCAGAGUUUUAAAACCAGGUGGAUUUUUAGAGCUAUGUGAACCUUCUAAUUUUAGUAACUCAGGACCAGUUACUAAACGUUUAUGGGAUUGUGAAGCCGAAAUAUUAGAAGAACAAGGUAGUACUUUUGAUUUAUAUAAAAAGUUAGAAGAAUAUUGUCGGAAUCAAGGUCAAUUGGAAAAUAUUAAAAAGGAAGUUAACCAAUGCUAUUAUGGUACAGUUUAUAAUAGUGUUGAACUUAGUAAAGCGAUUCUUAAUAAUACAAUUACCGCCUAUUCUGGUCUUAGACCUUUUUUAACUAAAAAAUUGCAAAUUUCUGAUGAAGAAUACGAUGAAUUGACUGAAACUUCCAAAAAAGAAUUAGUGGAGUAUAAUACUUACUUUGAUAUAUUUCGUGUUUAUGCAAGUAAAGUUAUUACUGAAAAUAAUGAAUCGGAAAUACAAUGUUGA
Messenger RNA from Dentiscutata erythropus, 945 nucleotides. The record is from the annotation of a GenBank genome assembly. Lineage: Eukaryota; Fungi; Glomeromycota; Glomeromycetes; Diversisporales; Gigasporaceae.